GUCACUCCCAAACUUUUCCUCCCUGCGCUCGGAGAAUCAGGUUGACGCGCCCUGGAUGCGGGGCUCGAGGCUCGGGGCUGGGCGCGCUCCCGCGGAGCCGGAGCCGCAGAGCCUCCCGGGCUGGACUCGGGCUUCUCAGGAAAUCUAACAUUUUUAAGAGUUUGCUCCCCAUGAAGAGGAAACAUUUCAAAGGAACUCAGGAUGUAAAAGUAGAGAUCUUUACAAGAGUCUCCAUGGAUGGCAUGCCAAUCCAUCGUCAAAGAGAAGACCAUGAUAUCUUCUAAUCUCGUGUGUGUUUCCAUGUUCUCCGGCGAUAAUUCUUCCACUUAUCUUUGUGCCAUGGGAAAAACCUGAAGUGCAUGAGGAAUUGCUCCUGAACUUGUGAGCUUCUCUGUGGUUGCAGUGGCGCUUCUAGAACAUGACAAUUGGAGAUCACUUCCUUUUGUUGUCUGUCAGAGCUGAAGCAAAGAAUGUCUUUCCUCAUUCUCUAGUGCUUUGGUGUCUGCUUAUUCUUACGUUUGUUUCUGUAAUUUGUGCCUUCCGACCAUCUUACGUAAUCACAAGACAUCCUUAACGUUUUCCAGCACGGCUUGCAGGCAUCCGGACUCCUGGGGGGCUCACCCUCAUCUCAGUAAGCCAGCAGUCCCGGGCACUACCAUGAGACACUGCAUUAAUUGCUGCAUACAGUUGUUACCCGAGGACGCACACAAACAGCAGGUUGGCUGCCGAGGAGGCCCCCAUCACGGUCACCAGGUGUGCCCCACGUGCAGAGGAGAAAACAAAAUUCUGUUUCAUGUGGACAGUAAGCAGAUGAACUUGCUCGCUGUUCUCGAAGUGAGGACUGAAGGGAACGAGAGCUGGGGUGGGUUUUUGCGGUUUAAGAAGGGGAAGCGAUGUAGCCUCCUUUUUGGACUAAUAAUAAUGACCUUGGUGACGGCUUCUUACAUCCUUUCUGGGGCCCACCAAGAGCUUCUGAUCUCAUCACCUUUCCAUUAUGGAGGCUUGCCCAGCAACCCCAGCUUGAUGGACAGCGAAAACCCAAGCGACAUGAAAGAGCAUCAGCACCAACCCUCUGUAAAUAACAUUUCAUACGUGAAGGACUAUCCAAGCAUUAAAUUAAUUAUCAACAGCAUCACAGCCAGGAUCGAGUUCACGACCAGACGGCUCCCAGACUUAGAAGACCUCAAGAAGCAGGAGUCGCAUAUGUUUUCAGUCAUCCCCAGUAAGUUCCUCCCAAACAGUAAGAGCCCCUGCUGGUACGAGGAGUUCUCGGGGCGGAACACCACCGACCCCUACCUGACCAACUCCUACGUGCUCUACUCCAAGCGCUUCCGCUCCACCUUCGACGCGCUGCGCAAGGCCUUCUGGGGCCACCUGGCGCACGCGCACGGCAAGCACUUCCGCCUGCGCUGCCUGCCGCGCUUCUACAUCAUCGGGCAGCCCAAGUGCGGGACCACUGACCUCUACGACCGGCUGCGGCUGCACCCCGAGGUCAAGUUCUCCGCCAUCAAGGAGCCGCACUGGUGGACCCGGAAGAGGUUUGGAAUUGUUCGCCUGAGAGAUGGGCUGCGAGACCGCUACCCUGUGGAAGAUUAUCUGGACCUCUUCGACCUGGCUGCUCACCAGAUCCAUCAGGGACUGCAGGCCAGCUCUGCAAAGGAGGAGGGCAAGAUGAAUAAAAUCAUUAUCGGGGAGGCCAGCGCCUCCACCAUGUGGGAUAACAACGCCUGGACGUUCUUCUAUGACAACAGCACGGAUGGAGAGCCCCCGUUUCUGACCCAGGACUUCAUCCACGCCUUUCAGCCAGACGCCAAACUGAUCGUCAUGCUCAGGGACCCCGUGGAGAGGUUGUACUCAGACUAUCUCUACUUCGCAAGUUCGAAUAAAUCUGCAGAUGACUUCCACGAGAAAGUGACAGAAGCACUGCAGCUGUUUGAAAAUUGCAUGCUUGAUUAUUCCCUGCGCGCCUGCGUCUACAACAACACCCUCAACAACGCCAUGCCCGUGCGGCUGCAGGUCGGGCUGUAUGCGGUGUACCUCCUGGACUGGCUCACUGUUUUUAACAAGGAACAGUUUCUCAUUCUGCGCCUGGAAGAUCACGCAUCCAACGUCAAGUACACCAUGCACAAGGUCUUCCAGUUUCUGAACCUAGGGCCCUUGAGUGAGAAGCAGGAGGCCCUGAUGACCAAGAGCCCCGCCUCCAACGCACGGCGGCCCGAGGACCGGAGCCUGGGGCCCAUGUGGCUGGUCACGCGGAAGAUGCUGCGGGACUUCUACGGGCCUUUCAACGCGCGGCUGGCGCAGGUCCUCGCCGACGAGGCGUUCGCGUGGAAGACGUGAGAGCUCGCGCGCUCGCGGCGGGCCCGGCAGUGCCGCCCUUGCCAGGAUUUUGAAAACCUCUCUUCGCGGGGAACCAUUUCACUCGUGGCGUGGACAACCGCGGGACUCUCCCUCCCUCCCUGGGGACACGCCGACUGUAACCAUUUCAGAAUUUCCUUUGUGGUGGUCUGUCGAACAGAACAGCGAUCACCCUCCCCAGAGCUCCUCCCUCUCAGGCCAGUGGGAGCCGCUGCCUCAAGGAUUCGGUUCCGCCUGGAGCGGCCGGGCGAGGUGGGCCGGCCCCGCACGGCGUGUGGAGAGGGCGCCUCGGGAAGGCAGCCCGGCCCUGCUGCCUCCGCCGUCCGGAGAGCUUGAGUCUGGGAUCCGACGAAGCCCACCAGGGCCUGGGCAGAACUUACACUUCACAGUCACGUUUUUGGUUUUUUCUAGAGAUGAGGUCUCACUAUGUUGCCCAGGCUGGAGGGCGGUGGCUGUUCACAGCUGUGAUUGCGUCACAUUCACUUUCAAGACACUAUUUUGUCACGAUUGCUGACCUCAUCAGGGGGAACGGCAGCUCUUUCCAGAACAGAGGCUCUUCCAUGCUUUUCCCUUUUACUCCAGAGUCAGCCCUGCAGUCUCUUCAGAGAUAAACCCUGUUAACAUCACCGUUUCCAAGAGGAAAAAAGUAAGUCAGUUGUUGGCAGCACCUUCAUCUCUCUGACCUCCUCCCGUCCUGUCCUUGUAGACUUGACUUAGGUUUAAUGCAUUUAAAACAAACCACUUUCUGCAUUCGACUAGCCCAAGCUCUCUUUUCUGCCUCUUUAGAUAUUUUCUCAAGAAAUUCAGUUUAUAAUUGAAGGGAAAUUUUUGCUCUUAAUGCAAGAAUGUGCAACCUCAAGGAAUUGAACAUUUCAUGGAAAAAUCUAGGUAACUCAAGCCCUCAUCCUGUGUAUAAGGUCAUUGGAGAACUGCAGGGUUUUACAUUUUUAGUUCUGGCUGGCUGCAGGCUCUGCUUCUCCCCCUCCCACUGGAAUGAGUUUAUUAUCCACACUGUCCACCAUGUGUGGUCAGGGUUCCUUAACCGGUUAUGGAAGUACAAAAUACACGUGUCCUGAUUCAGAAACACAACGCACGAGCUGAACUCAGGCUGAACAUGCUAUGUUGAGAUUUGGAACGAGAUUGCCAGGAGCCAUGCUCUUAAUGGAAUCUUCCAGGCCACAUGGUAGCUUGGCAUACCGAUGGAUGGGCUGAAGGGCUCGUCGUUUCUUGGCAGUCCUGGGGAAGAUUGAUAAGAAUGCUUGUACCUGUGUGGCACACAGCCCCAGGUGGGACGUGGAUGAAGCUUUGCACCCGAGUGUUGUCAAGAGAAGCUUCCUGGCGACCAAAGUCUUCAGGUCAAGCUCUCGUCCACCAAAGUCAGAAAGCGCAACACCCACAUUCCCCAGUGGAACCUGCGGGAGGGAGACAGACUGGGCUUCAGUGGCCAGGGGAUCUGCAUUUGCUCAGCCAUCUGACCCCGGUGCUGUCGUCUUUCUGUGCGUGGAGGCGGGACACACAGCCCGUGUGAGGCCCACAGCACUGGCACGGCCGCGAGUAUUUCUGCCUCUGAAGGAGCUGUGUGUCCUGAGCUCCCACUUUCAGGGACAAUCCCGGCCUUUCUCUGCAGCCGGCACUGGGCGCAGCAGCCAGCAGGGAAAUCUGGCCUGAGCACAAGGAUGCUUUAGGGAGCCGUCACUUCAGUGUGUGAGUGUAUUUAUUUGCCAUCAGCGUGUGCGUGUGCGGGUGCGGGCGCAUCCUCUGAGUGGGUUCCCUUCAGCUCUGUGCCGACGCGCCCCCGCUCUGGACACAGCCCUUUUAUAGAUUAAUUUCUCUGCCAGUUACCUUGUCAUGUCCAGUACGUGUUUCACUCGCCACACCGACCGUUCUUACAGCAGGGGGUUUUGCUGAUGCCUUCCUGUGCAUGUGAACAACAUGUAGUGUAAUUCUGCUUCUUACAGAAGUACGACCGACGUAUGAUUUCCAAUAUUAUUUGGUUUAUUAUGCGGAUUUUUUUUAUAUACACAGGCCCAUCCUUUGUGCCAGCCGAUGCCAUCAGACAGUUUCCUCUGGAGGGCCUUUCUCCAGGGGCACGCCUGUUGCCCUGGCUACCUCUUGGUGGAGGCCCGGCUCUUGGUGACAGGCGGCACAGGCGCUGUUCCGGGCGGUGGUUCUCAAGCCUGUCAUUCAAAACCAAAGCAAAAUGGAGCAUUUCUCACACCCUGGUAUUGAAAUUAAUUUGCGUUCUCAAAAGCUGUAUAUCAGAUUGUAUUAAAUUGUACACCCUUAGUCAUGUAAGAUAUGGUAAGUGAAUUGCAGUCAUGCUGUACUUUUAUUAAUAUUUAACA
Molecule: messenger RNA, 4703 nt
Organism: Propithecus coquereli (Coquerel's sifaka)
Lineage: Eukaryota; Metazoa; Chordata; Mammalia; Primates; Indriidae
Gene: CHST15
Product: carbohydrate (N-acetylgalactosamine 4-sulfate 6-O) sulfotransferase 15
Exons: 8
Coding region: 658-2340 (560 amino acids)
Biological process (GO): hexose biosynthetic process
Molecular function (GO): N-acetylgalactosamine 4-sulfate 6-O-sulfotransferase activity
Source: RefSeq, a predicted model, not a curated record